This is a messenger RNA of Ilex paraguariensis (yerba mate), 2246 nucleotides long. The record is from the annotation of a GenBank genome assembly. Lineage: Eukaryota; Viridiplantae; Streptophyta; Magnoliopsida; Aquifoliales; Aquifoliaceae.
CUCUCUCUCUCUCUCUCUCUCUCUCUCUCUCUCUCUCGGUCGCUCGCUCUUGGCGUGUAUGAGCUCAACCAUGGAGGUCCCAGUAGCAUUCUCGACUCCACCAUGUUGGAGCAGCAUAGUGAAGCAGCCCCAACCAACCCCCACUCACCACCACCAAUCCACGGCAGCCACCGCCGCCGAUCGAGUACUCGUGGGGAGCUGCAAAUCCGAGAAAGGCAUCGCCGUCGCAGUGGUGGACGCCAACGCAAUCAUUCAGGGUGGAGAGAGGCUCACCCACUCCGCCGACAAGUUCGUUUCAGUCUCCGAAGUCAUCAGCGAGAUCCGCGACCCAACCUCUCGGCAUUCCCUCAAUUUCCUCCCCUUCACUGUCGAUACCAUGGAACCCACCCCUGAAGACCUCAAAAAAGUUAUCAGCUUUGCUAGGGCGACUGGUGACUUACAGACUCUUUCAGAUGUUGAUCUCAAGCUCAUUGCUUUGACUUAUACAUUGGAGGCUCAGAUUCACGGAAUUAAACAUCUCCGAGAUAGGCCCCCUCCUAUUCACACUGUUAAUGUGAAAAGGCUGCCUGAGAAGGAACUGCCUGGUUGGGGCUCCAAUGUUCCUAAUUUGGAAGAAUGGGAAGCAUUAGAAAAUGCACACGAGGAUGGAUCGAACCCUAGUUCAAGAAUCCUCCCCCUGAAAGAUUUGAAUUUGAAUGUUAUCCCCACAGAUCAACAUAUUCCAGAGAAUGGUUCUACAGGAGAUGGUGCUGAACCUCAUUCUGAAAAGCAAGAGGAUGCAGAUGGAGGUUUUAGGAAACCGAGGAGAUAUCCUCCAAAGAUGAAAGAGGUAAAUGUCGAAGGGAAGAAGAUGGUGGCAGAUGGUAUUGAUGCAUCACAGGGACAAUUUGAUGAUAACUCUGGUGAUUGGUCACCCGCUGUCAGUCGAAGUACUCACAGAAGAUACCUCAGAAGAAAAGCUAGGCGUGCAAUGCAUGAAGCCUUGUCUGAAAAAGAUCAUCAGCAAGAUGCAACUGAAAACGCUGACAGUGAAAAUCUUAAGGACUCUACAUGCCCUCCUCUGAUACACGAAAGUUCUGAAGAAACACAUGUUGGGAAUGGAGAUUUAGAAGAAACUAAGAUCUCUGAAGGUAAGAACAGCAAUGGGGAUAUUUCCACAAUUUUGAAUCAAAUGAGGCUGGACGAGGAUUUGUUGAAGUCUCUUCAAGAAGGUAAGGAUGUGGACAUGUCUUGUGAAGGACUUGAGUCUCGCCAUUCCACAGUGGCAGACUAUGGUAGUCAUGAAAAUGUUACAGUUGAAGCAGAUGAGGUUGAAUUUAUUAAUCAAGGAUCAGAUAGCUUGGAGAUCUCAAGCCAGAACAGUGAAAGUGCCGGUGCAUCAUAUAUGGAUGACAACAGUAGCGAGCAGAGCUGGAUGCUAAGAUCCUUGUCUGACUCUAGUGUGGCUUGUGUAACCAGCGACUUUGCAAUGCAAAAUGUUCUUCUUCAGAUGGGUUUACGCCUGCUGGCACCAGGAGGAAUGCAGAUCCAUGAGCUGCACAGAUGGAUUCUGAAAUGCCAUGCCUGCUUCAAAGUGACUACAGAAAUUGGUAGGAUUUUUUGUCCCAGCUGUGGAAAUGGGGGAACUUUACGCAAGGUAGCUGUUACAGUUGGUGAAAAUGGCAUUGUGCUUGCAGUUCGUCGGCAUCGUAUCUCUCUGCGUGGCACAAAAUUCUCACUGCCUCUACCUCAAGGUGGGAGAGAUGCUAUUACUAAGAACCCAAUUUUACGGGAAGAUCAGCUCCCACAGAAGUUCCUGUACCCAAAAAUGAAGAAGAAGAAUAAACAGGGAGAUGACAUUUUCGCUUCAAAUGAUAUCUUUCUCCACCAUACCGAUAAGAGAGCUCCUCUACAGCCUCCUGUAAGGAAAGCCGUAGCAGUUUUCAGCGGAAAGAGGAACCCUAAUGACAAUCAUUUCUCCCGUUCUCAGCAGUAAUCAGUAAUUUAACCUGAAAUUUUGUAAUGCAUGUUGACAUAAAAAUUUACCUUAAAGGUUUAGUUGAAUUGAGGGAGUGUCGACUUGGGAGCAUAGGUGAGGUUAUUCAUAACAAGUCUUGCUUAUGUAUUGUUCAGUGAUCUGAGUGCAAUUUUAGUGUGAUUUUCUUCUCUCUUUUUUUCCCGAUAAUCUCUCAGCUUCACUUCACCUUACCCUUUUCCCAUAAAUUAUCCCUGGAAUCAUAUCCUCCAUAUUCUCAAGAAUGUAUAAG